GUAAUUAACCGUUACGCUUCCAAACAGCCAAGAAAAACACUGCCUAGCAGCUAGCAAGUCUACUUGAAGUCCCAGAAAAACAAACUCAAGAUAGGGAAAGGUUGCCCACUUUCAGUUUAUGUCUAGAAAGCGUCUGAACGUUUCUAGAACGGUCUGUCUAGUAACAGAACAGUAAUCUGGAGAUAUCUGACUCAGUUCGUGUGCCAGCAGGUUGUGCACCCCUUCAGUCAGGUCCUGGAUCUCGUACAGUCUAGCAGACAAUAAAUAAUUCACAAAUACAGCUGCUACUGCUAGACUGAAGUAUCAAUCUAAACAGAAAAGUUAGCUACACCCAUGCCUUACAAACAUAAUUACGUUAUGUCUAGCUUACGUGACAUUUAAUACGCACUGAUGAAGGAAAGUCCCAAGAAAAGCCGUAAAUUAAGUUAAUUAAUUAACCGGGUCUUGUGAGUUCUAUUUGAAACAGAAUAUUCCUAAUUAGAAGUCCGUACUUAUAAUUAUAGAAACCCAAACAACGUCUAGAGUACGUACUUGCACUGUGUAUGGUGUACUUGCUGUGUAUUGUGCCAAGACAACAACCAGCGUGCAUACCUGCGUGAACUAGAUUAGUGGUAACGCCUCUGAAGGAAACGAAACGAAAAACGGAACGAUGACGAGGAGGUACUGCGUCUCUAACUGUAUACACGCUUUGCAAACGUCAUACCGAUUCAUUCCUCUCUGAAUGCUCGAACACUUCAUGUCGCUGUUUCCCUCUCUGUUAUCUAGCAGCGUUUUGUUGCUCGUAUUGAUUGCGUGCCUGACCGAUGGAGACAGUAAUGUAGCUUCAGCUAUCCGCAAGAGGUCCAGCUCUCUAGUGCACACAGUUAGUAGUGAUGAUGAUAAAAGUACGACAAACAAUCACUUUUUUGAGGACAACGUCAGUGAGCCAAAUGAGUGGAAGACGUUCAGAAUGUGGUCUUGUAACUCUCCUACGUCGCUGAGUGCUUUUGCUGCCGCAUUCUAUGACAGCAGUGAAGUAGGCGGAAUGGGAAAUAUUUCCGGUAUGGUCUUGUUUGGUGGAAGACUUUUUGAAAACGGACAAGAUCCACUCUACGGAACUUGGUUAUACGAUCUGCGUGAAAAGGUAUGGCAGCAACUGAAAACGCGGAAGAAGCCCCAAAAUCGAAAAGGUCACGUAAUGCAAACCCUCUGCCACAAGACCAUCUUACUGAUGGGUGGAAGAGUUACCGACUUAAAAACAAACAGAAUUCGUCCAGUCACUGAUCUAUGGUCUAUCACUAACAAGCAAGGCACUUGGUCUUGGAAACAACUAAUGAGAGACUGCCAACAAGAUUCAUGCAAUAAGGACCGUCCAUUGCGUAUCAUCGACCAAACAGCAAGGGUCAUAGCCCAGCCACUAAGUCCUUGUUCUUGCAAAGAAUCGGUCAUACUCUUUCAAGAUGAACAAAGUUCGACCACAGUAUGGGAAUUGAGAUGUAUAAAAGAUGAAGAGACAUACGUGUGGCAUAAGUUUAGUAUGAAGUCUAUGAAUAAAAGUGAAUUUGAGUUGGUUAGUAAAUUGACCGCUUCAUCAGGACAAGACAGUGUGAUUUAUGCAGUUACUACUACUGGUGUAUGGCAAUACUAUCACAAACCUCAAUCUACACUCCAGACUUGGACUCGAGUGCAGCAGAUAGGCAACAGUAGUGGUCAAAACAGCGCUAACGGUUGGUAUCGGAUUAAAAGAUUAUUAGCACUAGCUGAUCAUUCACUACUGUCUGACAACAAUCAAGAACUAGUGCUCUUUGGUAGACAUCUUAAUCGUGUUCUUACCUUCAAUUUACUGUCUGGAAAGUGGAAGCUGGAGAAAGCCUUUGGGACACCACCAGUGAGGCAAUAUUAUGCAUUCAUGGUAUACUCUAUGAUUUUCAUCUAUGGUGGAACUGAUUCAGGUGGAUGUAGACAGCGAGUUUGGACUCUCCGGCGGUUGUCAAAUGAUUUCGUGUGGCUGUGGACACACAUGCCGCAGCAAGCGAUUGAACCACACAGUGUCAUUAUGUUGUCACCAGUUCUAUUGGGAAGUCACGUUUUUAUGCGGAGCUAUGAGUCCAUGCCAAAUUCCAAGAAAGAGAUGCAAUUAUGGGACUUAGACUUAAACUCAAUGCAAUGGUGGAUAAUCAAAGGCAACAACCAGCCUAAAUUGUACAUUGCUCGGAUGACACCAAGUGAAGAUACAUCUGCUAUUAUCGCCACAGGAAUAUCAUAUGAAUUUGAAACAUGGAUGUUCCUUCUGAACACACGCAAAUGGGUAAGAUUGAAUUCUCCAAAAGAAUUGAAAGAGAAACGAAGGGAUUUCUAUUCAUUUGUACAAGUUAGACAAACAGAGUUUCUGCUAUUUGGAGGUUAUGAUCAUUACCCACAUAGAAAAGUAGUAUCAAAUGAUGUAUGGAAAUAUACGUUGAACGUUUCAAAUCCUCAGUAUUCUCAGUGGCAACUGCUGCUCCCAAGUCGACACAGCUCAAACAGGGCAAGCAGCAAUAGUAGCUAUAUCACACCGUCCCCACGCACAUAUCACUCUGUGGCUGUCAUCAACUCCAGUAUGAUUGUAUUCGGAGGUCGAAGUGAGUCACGAGAAUGUCUCCACGAUUUGUGGUCCCUCAACAUUGACACACUGCAAUGGAGAUUGUUGACUGCUAAUGAUGACGGCCCGCAACCAACAAAACGAAACUUUUGCUAUUCGUCUGUUCUAGGUGUGGGACCACAAUUGCUGGUCACUACAGGCUGUAGCCAUUCAUCUAUCGAACGUCACCCUAAUGAUUGCAGUACAGGUAAUCUUCAGCAGACAUGGUUGUAUCUUCCACACCUUGCAAAAUGGUCGUUUGUGAGUUGGAUACGGGAUAUCAAUACUAGGCUUGGAUCUGCCAUGUUCAUGUAUAAAAAUUACGUUGUCCUGCCAGAUGUUGAAGGGCGUGCGAAAUUGCACUAUAUUUCCCCACAAUGUCCUCAUGGACUUGCCUCUUCAAACAUCAAACAGUUUCCAUGUCAACGUUGCCCCAUUGGAAAGUUCACCACAAUCACAAGGAACAAAUGUGAAAAAUGUCCACGUGGGCUUACCACACCAACGAAAGGAUCAUUCUCAAUUUUCAACUGUAGUGUGUGCAUACCAUCCGUCUGUAUCCAUGGAGAUUGUUUCGUCCAACAGAAAGAUGGCAGACCAUUUCCUGUAUGCAACUGCAUGGUUGGCUUCAUGGGCACCAAUUGCUCCUUGCCAACAUUUUACAUCAUCGCUGCCACUAUUCUACUGGUCGCUAUUCUCAUUGUCUGUGGUACUUGUGGCUUUUUGCAUUUCAAAAAACGCAAACAACAACGUGAAAGACAAUUAUGUCAUCAAGUAAAAGAAUUGACCAGCGCCUGGCAAGUAAACGUUUCUGAGUUGACCAUUCAUAAUAGAAUAGGAUCUGGAGGCUUUGGAGAAGUCUUCAUGGCAGACUAUCGAGAUCUGACAGUUGCGGUGAAAUUUCUGCGUACUCUAGCUGAUGAUAGUAUCAAUCGAGAAUUUGAAAGAGAAAUUAAAUUCAUGCAGACAAUCAGACAUCCCAACAUUGUCCUUUUUAUUGGUGCUGGAAAGCAAACCAGCAACGAGGCAUUACCCUUCCUUAUCACUGAAUACAUGCAGCGUGGUUCUCUACGUGGAAUUCUCGAUCAAGAAGAGAUACAUUUAGACCAUUUGCGGCGCAUUAAGUUUGCUGUCGAUGCUGCAUGUGGUAUGAACUUCUUGCACACACAGCAACCAACCAGGAUCCACCGUGAUCUAAAGAGUGAUAACUUGUUAGUCAGCAGCAACUGGGUAGUCAAAGUGGCUGACUUUGGGCUAGGACGCCAGUUGCCAAGUCCAUCCAAUCCAGAUACUGCAAGACGAUUGACCAGUGCUUCUGAAUCAUCGCCUCUGGUGGGCAACGAAUGGAAAAUGACAGCCAAAGGAAUAGGUGCUGCAAGAUGGCGGGCUCCUGAACUGAUGAAACAUUCUACCAAGUAUGGAACAGCUGUCGAUGUAUACAGUUUCGGCAUUGUGAUGUGGGAGGUGUGGUCCAGGAAACUGCCUUUCCUUCAAUACAGUUUCAGUUACCAAGUAGAAGAAGCGGUCAUGAAGGGAGAAAGACCAAAGAUACUGAAAAACACUCCUACAAUUUACGCUUCGCUAAUGAAGUCGUGCUGGGAGCAUGAUACCAUGUUGAGACCACCGUUCUCUCUCAUUCUUGAACGGCUGGAAUGGCUAUAUUCUCAUCACGUCAAGACAAAAUCACAAGCAACCAACAACCUGCAAAUAGAUAGCGGAAGAGACAUACUAUGUGUAGAUUAG
Messenger RNA from Corticium candelabrum, 4339 nucleotides. RefSeq lists its product as uncharacterized. Gene Ontology annotation, cellular component: cytoplasm. The transcript is spliced from 2 exons. The record is from RefSeq and is a predicted model, not a curated record. The coding region runs from base 722 to 4339 and encodes 1205 amino acids. Lineage: Eukaryota; Metazoa; Porifera; Homoscleromorpha; Homosclerophorida; Plakinidae. Gene Ontology annotation, biological process: signal transduction; protein phosphorylation. Gene Ontology annotation, molecular function: ATP binding; protein binding; protein kinase activity.